Messenger RNA from Cadophora gregata, 2397 nucleotides. RefSeq names its product ATP-dependent RNA helicase dbp4 (gene DBP4). Gene Ontology annotation, biological process: rRNA processing. Gene Ontology annotation, cellular component: nucleus. Bases 1 to 2397 code for a protein of 798 amino acids. NCBI's taxonomy places the organism in Eukaryota, Fungi, Ascomycota, Leotiomycetes, Helotiales, Ploettnerulaceae. The record is from RefSeq and is a predicted model, not a curated record. Gene Ontology annotation, molecular function: RNA helicase activity; nucleic acid binding; ATP binding. The transcript has 2 exons.
AUGGCUUCUCAACCAGAUGGGCGAAAGUCCAAACCCCCAAAGCGGGCAAAGAACAUAUCUCGGUCACUCAAACGUAAACGAGAUGUCGACGACCACGACACUCUGCAAAAGGCCAUUGAAGAGCUAGAUCCAAAAGCUGAAGUAAAGGACUUUUCCGACCUACCUUUGUCACAAUUGACGGCUUCUGGACUCGAAGCAUCGCAUUUCAAGACCCUUACAGAUAUCCAAUCGAAAGCUGUGCCGCUUGCUCUGAAGGGAAAAGAUAUUUUGGGUGCUGCAAAAACUGGAAGCGGAAAGACUUUGGCAUUUUUGCUUCCAGUCUUGGAAAAUCUUUACAGGCAAAAAUGGACUGAACUGGAUGGGCUGGGCGCGCUCAUUAUAUCGCCCACUCGAGAGCUUGCAACUCAGAUCUUCCAGGUGUUGCGCAAAGUUGGACGGAACCAUUCCUUUUCAGCUGGGUUGAUCAUAGGAGGACGAAGUCUACAAGAGGAGCGGGAACGUCUGGGAAGGAUGAACAUUCUUGUGUGUACUCCAGGAAGAAUGUUGCAGCACAUGGAUCAAACAGCCGACUUCGAUGUGAGCAAUUUGCAGAUGCUGGUACUGGACGAAGCGGAUCGGAUUAUGGACAUGGGAUUUCAAGCAUCUGUGGACGCUAUUGUUGAGCAUCUGCCAAAACAGAGACAGACUAUGCUUUUCAGUGCGACCCAGACGAAGAAAGUCUCGGAUCUGGCAAGACUCAGUCUACGCGACCCUGAAUAUGUCGCUGUUCACGAGGCAGCGUCGAGUGCUACUCCAACUACUUUACAGCAGUACGUUGUGAUAACGCCACUAGCAGAAAAACUCAACACCCUUUUCAGUUUCAUCAGAAAUAACUUGAAGGCCAAGAUCAUUGUAUUUCUGUCAUCUGGCAAGCAAGUUCGGUUCGUCUACGAGAGUUUCCGACAUUUACAACCCGGUAUUCCUCUUCUCCAUCUUCACGGCCGCCAAAAACAAUCUGCGAGACUCGAUAUUACCUCAAAGUUUUCGUCUUCGAAGAACUCGUGUAUUUUUGCGACUGACGUGGUGGCAAGAGGUCUAGACUUUCCAGCUGUGGAUUGGGUUAUUCAGUUAGAUUGUCCUGAGGAUGCGGACACCUACAUUCAUCGAGUCGGUCGGACAGCUCGGUACGAGAGAGCUGGAAAGGCUGUGCUAUUCUUAGAUCCUAGUGAAGAGGAAGGAAUGCUGAAACGUCUCGAGCAUAAGAAGGUACCGAUACAGAAGACAAAGCCUCGGCAAAAGUUACAGCAAAGUAUCCGGAAUCAGUUGCAAGAUAUGUGCUUCAAGUACCCCGAACUCAAGUAUCUCGGUCAAAAGGCCUUUACUAGCUAUGCCAAGUCGGUCUAUCUGCAGAAGGACAAGGAAGUCUUCAAAAUAAACGAGUACGACCUCGAAGGUUUUGCGAAUAGCAUGGGCCUCCCGGGAGCUCCGAAGAUCAAAUUUCAGAAGGGUAACGAUACGAAAAAUCUCAAAAACGCACCAAGAGGAGCCAUUUCGAGUGAUGAUGAUAGCGAUGCUGAAGAGUCAACGAAGAAGCCGAUCAAGGAAGAGGUUAGGACGAAAUACGACCGCAUGUUCGAACGUCGUAACCAGGAUGUUCUGUCUGGCCAUUACUCAAAAAUGAUUGCAGAGGAGAAUCUUGACGAAGAUGACGAUGGCCUUCGUGAUGCCGAUGAGGACAAUGACUUCUUGUCAGUCAAGAGAGUUGUUCCUGUGGACGAUGAUGCGGAGUCGGAUGAUGAGAGUGUUGCGGCCGCGGGUCCUGCAGCACGAGUAAUUGAGGGCAUCAGCAAGGAGCCGAUCGUGAUCGACUCAAAACGAAGAGAGAAGAUGUUGACUUCCAAGAAGCAAAUGCUGAAGCUCAAAGAGAAAGGGACCAAGAUGGUUUUCGAUGAUGAUGGAGUUGCUCAUCAACUGUACGAACUCGAAGACGAAGCUGACUUCAGCAAACGUGGAACCGCCGAGGAGCAGAGAGCGAAGUUCUUGGAAGACGAAUCGGCGAGAGUUCGUGAGGCUGAUCUUGAUGAUAAGCAGCUGGCGAAGCAAAAGAAGAGAGAAAAGCGAGAGAAACGCAAGGCCAGAGAAGCAGCAGAGAGAGAAGGAUCGGAUGCCGACGAGGCUCCCGAACUGAUUAAUGUUGGAGAUGAUCAGGAUCCAAUGGCUCUAUUAGCAUCGCUCCCCUUGGGCGAUGAAGUCGAAGAUGAAGAGGAGCGACCUGCGAAGCGUCCAAAGAAAUGGUUCGAGGAUGAUUCUGAAGAAGACAAGAAGGUGGCCAAGCGGAAAGGCCGCAUUAUUGAAGCAGAUGAUGAGCCAGAGACCCUGGAGGACUUGGAGACUCUUGCUGCUGGUCUUCUCAAAUGA